AUGCCUUACCCAUUCACAUUGCCGACGACAUCGUCAACACCGCUAGACGCCUUCAUCAACAGCCCCAGUCAUCCUUCUCUGCCACUCACAGCGACCACGCAGCGAUCAAUUCUUCGCGAUGCCCUCAAGAAGCACAAACGACUACCAACUUCGCAACAAGCUGCUCACUUGGGAGUGGUCCAGGAUGCCGUGAAUAGCUAUCUUCCUUAUGUGCUGGGUAUCGCGUCUGCAACAGCCACCGGCAGGAUACAAGAAGAGCCUGUGACGGUCACAAGUACGAAACAGCUACAGACGGAAUGGCGUCUCACUCUGUCAGCGACAUUACCGGGACGAGAACCUCCACGAUCGCCGCUACCAGGCAUAUACAAUGAUGUUGCUUUCGUUCUACAGACACUAGCAUACAUUCAAGUUCAACAAGCACGCUCGCAACUCCAAAUACUCUACUCGCCUAAUAUUCCUUCACCCGAUCGUCGUACCGCCGCAAUCGGCUCUGCCAUGAAAUAUCUGCUCGAAGCAAAUUCGAUCCACAACUAUAUUUUGAAUCUACACACUCAAGACCCUGCCUCUGCACCUCUAGAUACCGUAAACUCGACCCAAGUCGCUCUGGCCGCUCUAGCUCUCGCCGAAGCAACCCUCAUCACUGUUCUGAAAGAUGAUCCAUAUACUACUGCUGUCAUCCAGGCAAGAAAUAAAGAUGACAAGGAGUGGAUGAUCUCUGCCCCCAGCAUCCCAAAAGUCCGCGCUCAUUUGUUUGCUCGCCUGUGUAUCUGUGCUUCCGACCACGCUCAACGAGCAGCUGCUUCUUUGGCCCCUGGCAUUGGUGCAUUGGACUCUUCGUUACUAAACUACGUUGAUGAUCUUCGUCGUACAUCUCGUGCAAAAGCUGCCAGAUUUCUAGCCUGCGAUGCCGAAGCUACAGGCAAGACCGGAGAGGCAAUUGCAUAUCUACGAGGUGCCAGGCGAGAACUGGGCCUAGCACCUCUGGAACAAGAUGCCAGUAAACGCAAAGGUUGGAAAGGCAUAAAACAGACGUUUGCAGAGAAACGAGAAGACCGCAGGGUCGAGAAGGGUACAGACGACUGGGGCCUAGAUGCAGGCAAACUCGAAGAGGCCAGAGUGUUGGAGUGGCUCGAGGUGAAGUGGGUGAAGCUAAACGAUACGAUCAACACUCAAAUCAUCCCUCCAAGUGAGCCACUCAUGGCGGCAAUGCCAUCGGGUCGUGAAUACCAUACUCCUAAAGCUUUCACCCCACCAACUCUCGACGCAUCUUUAUUAGCUCGUCUGCGUGCUCCCAUUGAUCCUCAACAGCACGCUUUUAGAGGUAAUGAAGACGACAGUGGAGACGAAGCAUCGAGUCAUGAGCCAGUAGUCGUGCCUGGAGCCUUCCCUGGUGCUGCAGGAGGCGCGAGCAGCGGGACUGCAUACUACUAG
Molecule: messenger RNA, 1431 nt
Organism: Aureobasidium melanogenum CBS 110374
Lineage: Eukaryota; Fungi; Ascomycota; Dothideomycetes; Dothideales; Saccotheciaceae
Exons: 2
Coding region: 1-1431 (476 amino acids)
Biological process (GO): cellular response to pH
Cellular component (GO): plasma membrane
Source: RefSeq, a predicted model, not a curated record